Molecule: messenger RNA, 1221 nt
Organism: Dacryopinax primogenitus
Lineage: Eukaryota; Fungi; Basidiomycota; Dacrymycetes; Dacrymycetales; Dacrymycetaceae
Exons: 2
Coding region: 1-1221 (406 amino acids)
Source: RefSeq, a predicted model, not a curated record
AUGACCUCCGCCUCGAACAUCGAGGAUGAAGGGCGUGUCGUUCCGCUUUUCAUCAAUGGUGACAAAAUCGUGUUCAGAAUGGAGGGUGGAAUUGUGCAUCAGAUUCGAGUGGACCUCACAAAUACCAAGACACAUCCUAACUUCCCGCCAUCCACACCGUACAAGAAACUGAAGGCGCGCAUUGUCAAGGAAUGGAGAUCAACGCGUGCUCGUUCGUCUAAAGUGAAUAUCUCGAUCCUGGACAAUCCUCCUUGCACCGGGUCUUCGCACCCCAUACCUCGGGAUCGACCUCAUGGGAAAUGCCGGCAGCAAGCAACCGAACCCGGCUACCGAAUACAUGAGGAUGGUACGUUGUCGGGGAAGAAGCUUCCCGCACUUCCUGCCGGACGUGCAUAUACACUGGCUUACGUCAACCCUCCUCUUCUUUCCGAAGUAUGGAGACCGUCUGAGCCUCGAUCUUCGACAAAAUUCGAGUGGAGAGGACCUCAUCGCACGUCCGAGAGGCCUGUAUCCAACCCCAGUGUACUCGGCUCCAAAGGGAAGAAACGAGCACGCAUGUCUGACUACUUCAAGUGUUCUCAUCGAAAAUCCAAUGAUACACAUGGAACGAAGACUGGGACUCGAGCACUGCCAUUUAACCCAUCAAAGAAGCGCAAGCGACGUGAUGUUCUGUCGCACAUGGAUCGGAAAUCUUUAACUGUGCGCAUUCGUGGGACCAAGCUAACGAUGGCCCCCAAAACAAUGGAGAAGUACUAUGACAGUUCUGACAGCGAUUCUGAAUCCGAAGUCGAGGAGCCGCUUGCCUGCUGGUCCACGACGCACAUGUAUCCCUUGACCGAACGAUAUCAUACUAUGUACAACUGUGAUCACGAAGAGGCGAAGCUCCGUCUAUGCUCCAUCUCCAGUGCUGAUGGACUCAAUAUCCACGAUAUAUCCUUAUACCCUUCAAUUCCCUCGCAUAUAUCUGCCCGGCUUCCAGAAGAGGCUCGCGAAUGCAUCCCAACAGAAACCGAAAUGACCGAAAUGGCAAUUCUCGCUGCACUCGCCGCUAUGGAGCAAUCCUUCACCAACACGUAUGAUUUCCCACAUUCGUUGGGUCUAGAGGAUUCAGGUCGGAAUGGGAUGACUCCUUUAACAUCUGCUUUUAAUCACUGUUCACCCUUGGUACGGUUCGGAACAAAUCAGCAUCUUCUCGGAGCAAGUCUUGUCACCGCCGUCUGA